CGAAUCGUAAACAUCAUAGUACUGUCGCUCCGUAAACUUUUCCAAAAAUAAAUAGUAUUUAGCUGCAGUUCUCACGAAAACUUACUUCUAAUUGACAAACUAAGUGUAAAUAAAGUGGUGGAAAUAGUAGUUGUCGUGCAAACAUUGAAAUCUACACAAAUAAGUGAAAGAAAACUGUGUGAUUUUUUGAGGUUAAGUUUCUAAGCAUAGACAAACGGAAGCUUGAACUGUCAGUGACGAAUAACCGCCCUAGUGUCAUCUCGAGUGUUGCCAGCAAUUAAAAUCGGCUUACCCCAUUACUACCAUUACGUUCCAUUCUAAGCAAACAAAAAUAAAUACAAACAUGGAAGCCCAGUUUGAACUCUAUUUCGAAAAAAUGCAAAAAGAGAUGCACGCUCAAACUGAAGUUAUUACCACGAGAAUAACGGAAACUAUCGACACUAAAUUAAAGCCAUUAAUAGAAGAGAAUGAUAAAUUAAAGAAAAAAGUUGAUCUGUUAGAAAAAAAAGUGGAAUUCAUGGAGAAAGAGAAGAAAAGUAACAAUAUAAUAAUACACGGGCUAUGCGAAAGCGAAAAAUCUACAACUGAGCUAAUAAAUCAUGUACAAGAAAAGUUCCUGACGGAGUUAAAUAUAUCAUUAGAAGCUCUCGACAUUAACAAAAUCUAUCGCAUCGGUAAAAAUAAGAAAGACGAUAAACCAAGGCCAACACUCCUAUCUUUUGUGAGUGGAUGGAAAAAGACAGAAAUAAUGAGGAAUAAGAAUAAAUCUAAAGAACUAAAGCUCACGGAAGAUUAUUCCAAAGACAUUUUAGAAAGAAGGAAGGCAUUAAUGCCACAACUAAUGGAAGAGAGGAAUAAAGGCAAUGUUGCGUACAUUAAGUAUGAUAAAUUGAUAGUGAAAGAAGCUACUAACACAAAAGAAAACAGGAAGAGGGAACUAUCAAUUUCCCCAUCAAAUAAUUCGCAGCCAAAAAAACAGCAAACCGCUACCCCACCAAUUAAUAAAAAAACAAACGCAUUCGACCUGAUGAGAGCUAGAUCUAGCUCAAAUUCCAGUGAAUAUAUGAGGCAGCGGUCAUCAAAUGAGCCGGACAAUUCAUCAUAGCAACUACCAC
Cydia fagiglandana is the source of this 1115-nucleotide messenger RNA. RefSeq lists its product as uncharacterized. The coding region runs from base 344 to 1105 and encodes 253 amino acids. The transcript has a single exon. The record is from RefSeq and is a predicted model, not a curated record. Lineage: Eukaryota; Metazoa; Arthropoda; Insecta; Lepidoptera; Tortricidae.